Messenger RNA from Sphenostylis stenocarpa, 405 nucleotides. The record is from the annotation of a GenBank genome assembly. NCBI's taxonomy places the organism in Eukaryota, Viridiplantae, Streptophyta, Magnoliopsida, Fabales, Fabaceae.
AUGGUGGUACCAAAUCUUGGACCCUCGAUCGAAGUUCGUGGCGAAAUGGAACCGCACGUUCCUCUACGUGUGCAUCGUGGCGUUGUUCCUGGACCCUCUCUACUUCUAUUUCCCCAUCACGGGGACAAGGCCUGCAUGCAAACCGACAUCGUCCUCGGAGUCUUCGUCACGUUCUCGCGCACCGUCGCCGACCUUUUCUUCCUUUUCCACAUGGUGCUCAAGUUUCGCACCGCCUAUAUCUCCCCCACCUCUCGCGUUUAUGGCCGCAAAGAACUCGUCACCGACCCUCGCGAUAUAGCCUCGCGCUACCUCAAGUCCGAUUUCAUUAUCGAUCUCCUCGCCACCCUUCCUCCGCCUCGGGUAAUUACUCCUUUUCCCCUCUUCAUCGUUCACUCUGCUAUUUAG